GGCCUCGUGGCAUAAAGCACGGGAAAUUAUUCGUCCGUCAUUUGAACAACAUGAACGGCAUGUCAAACUACACACACGAGCCGUGUAGUUGGCCUACAUACAGUCGCAUAUUUAUCGUGUUGGCUUCGUAAUUUCUUUCGAAGUGCCGUUUGGAGCGAGUUUAUUCGGAGGCCGAAAAGUUUCGUUCGAAUCAGAUUGGAGUUUUGUUCAAAUGUCGUCACCAGCAGACUGGUAUAAAUCUCUCCCACCUAUCACUAGAGCUUAUGCUUCUGCGUGUGUGGUGGGCCUGGUGGCCACUGCUGCUUUUCAACUAGGAUUAUAUGAUCUCAAGCACAUAGCAUUACUGCACCAACUCGUUUUCUCGAAUUUUCAGGUGUGGAAGCUAGUUACCAGUUUCUUUUUCCUGGGAAAAUUUUCUAUCAAUUUCGGAAUUCAUCUCCUAAUGAUAGCCAGAUAUGGAGUUCAGCUAGAAAAUGGUCCAUUUAAUAGGCGGACAGCUGAUUUCCUGUGGAUGAUGAUUUUUGGAGGACUGACAUUACUGGCAUUAUCAGCCAUCCCCCUUUUGUGGAAUCCCUUCUUAGGAGUUUCACUGGUUUUUAUGUUGCUUUACAUUUGGAGCAGAGAGUUCCCCACUGCUCAAGUCAGCUUAUAUGGACUUGUCACACUCAAGGUAUAACAGGUUAAAGGUAAACCAUAAUGGGGGCUACUUAUUCUUAUUUUGGAGAGCCCUUUCCCUGAACUGAGGUUAAGGUUUUUAUGUUUGGUUCUAUAUUUGUGAUCCACAAAACUUCUCCUGCAAGUGUCUAGAACCUUUGUAUCAUAUCAGUAGAGGGUCCUUUUUCCUGUUGGUAUUCUUUGCGUGAUCACUGAGACACUCUUAAACAGUUUGGAACCUGUAAGAUAGAUGUCGUAUUAUUCAGGAAAUCAGGAUCAUAAUUAUGAGUAGCUUUAUAAUAGUUCUACUUAUUCAUCACUUCCUAAUAGCCUAUGCAAUCCCCCCUUGACCCCUCCGCACAACCCACCCACUAAGGUAUCUAUAAGAGGUUGAUUUGGUUUGGUUAUAAAUAUAAAUAUUGAUUAGUAGCUUACCUCCUUUUCAGUUGUUGCAGUUCUGCUAUGGUAUGGGAUGUGAUGAAGCUAAGUUUAAUUUUGGUAUGAAAAUCCUGAACUCUGGAUUCAGAUAUAAACUAGUUGCGCUAUGGGGCCUGGGAAUUUCCUCAAAUGCCAAUGUCCAAUCAGGUAGAACAGCUGGUGCGUCGUUUACUGGGAGGAGUUACAGGCUGAAUGAAGGAGGGUCUUUUCCUUUGCUCAGAAACUUAUGGUCAUGACGAGGUUUUGUUUUCUUUUUGUAAUUCUUUACACUGCGUAGAUGAUAGUCCUAGCAAGAAAACCCAAAUGGGUACCUAAGAACUAAGAUGUUCAUAUUAGCCUGAAAACAGCCAAUUGUUUGCUUGCAACUGAUUAUUUAUUUUAUUAAUCACUUGAAGGGAUGACCCCUUUUUACCCUUUCAA
This is a messenger RNA of Tripterygium wilfordii, 1512 nucleotides long. Its product is annotated as derlin-1-like. NCBI's taxonomy places the organism in Eukaryota, Viridiplantae, Streptophyta, Magnoliopsida, Celastrales, Celastraceae. Gene Ontology annotation, molecular function: misfolded protein binding; ubiquitin-specific protease binding. Bases 212 to 676 code for a protein of 154 amino acids. The transcript is spliced from 5 exons. The record is from RefSeq and is a predicted model, not a curated record. Gene Ontology annotation, cellular component: Hrd1p ubiquitin ligase ERAD-L complex; endoplasmic reticulum membrane. Gene Ontology annotation, biological process: endoplasmic reticulum unfolded protein response.